AAUAAAUAUAUAAAUACUGUCUGUUAGUAACUUUUUGAGUUUGAAAUGAAAAUUAUCAUUAGUUAGUCUUAACCCUUCACAAGGAGUACAAGAGAUCAUAAAAAAUGGAAAAAAUGGAAGAUAUCCGAGAACGUAAAAUGAGUAUAGAAUUAUAAUUGCAAAGAUAUGGCUUAAGUCAGUUCCGUUCCUUGCACUAUUUUUUGCAUUACAGUAGUCUCACUGCAUCUCGAAGGUUCCAGAUCUAUCGCAAACCCGUCCUUACUCCGGGGUAGGGACGGAGCUGGAGUCAGUUCUCCGUUAUCUCCGCACUGAGACUGAGUUUCAAUACAAGAUAUAGAAUCUCCGUGUGUGUGAAAUCUGAUAAGAACUGAGCCUGGAGAAAAGUGAAAAAGAACCUUGGAGAAAAAUAUUGAAAUUAUGUAUUUAUCUUUCCGCUGACUUUUACAAUUACAGGUUUCGGUUUGUUUUGCAGAAAAGUUCCCGGGUUUAGAAAAAAGAAACAAAAUGGAGUCCGAAGAUGAGGUUUGUUUGUCGAGUGGUGGGUUUGAUCUUGUUCUGGAUGGAGGAGAAGCUGACCCCGCCUUCCUAACAUCACGUAUGGAUGGACCAGCUACCCACCUCCCUCAACUCCUCAAGCAUCCCGGGGGCGCUCCCCUUUCCAGUACUCGCUGUGCUCACGCCACCCUACCUCUAGAUUGGAAUCUCAGUACACCUUUAGACCAGGAUCUGUUUGAGCUGAUUAAUCGUCUUCAGAGCAGCAGAUUAGACGAUCAACGGUGCAGUAUGCCCGGACCAGGGAAUAAUCUUGCAUCCUGGCCCCCAUCCAGGCAGAGGCUUGAAGCAGUUCUCCGAUCCUCUCCUCCGUACCCCCUCGUUGUUCUCCCGUCGGAGGGAGGGUUCUGGGUCGAUCCCUCCGACCAGCGGAGUCAUGAUUCCAGCUUCGAUAGCGAGGGUAACCCAGUGAUCAGUGAUAGUUUGCUGGCUGAGCACGAAGAUUCACCGUGCCGAACCUACAGAGCUCAUUUCCUACAGUCGGAACAUUUCAACUUCUGUGGUUUAGAGGAGGGUGUCGGACCCAUGGUUCUCAGUGUCAAGUAUUAUUGUGACACGGAGAACCAAGAUAACCAUAUCCGGAUUAUACUCCGGCUCACUACAGGAACUCAACACAAGCUCAUCCGGGCAGAUGGACUUCCGGAUCAUCCCUCUCCGAUACAUCUAGCUAAACUUGUAUCCCCGGAUAUAUCCAUCUCAACCCUGCAACCCGUACUGUGCCCCAGGGCCUCAGAACUACUUCUAAAUUUUGACGAGCACGUACUAGUGAACAACUUCAAGUUUGGUGUUGUCUACCAGCGUGUCGGUCAAACCACAGAAGAAGCUCUCUUCGGGAACAGAAAUCAUAGUCCAGCCAUGGAGAGGUUUCUUGAGAUGAUUGGACGACGCGUCCUACUCUCAGAGCAUACAGGAUACAGAGGAGGGUUGGAUACACAGUUCGGACAAACAGGGGAGUACACCUUCUACACAGACCACCAGGGGAAGGAGGUUAUGUUCCAUAUUGCCACUCUUCUUCCCUUCUCCGAGACCGACACCCAGCAGCUCCAGCGCAAACGGCAUAUUGGGAACGAUAUCGUGAGCAUCGUUUUUCAGGAGGGAUCCACUCCCUUCACUCCAGACAUGGUUACCUCGCACUUCCUUCACACAUACAUCGUGGUCCAACCCAUAGAAGGAGAUAGGUAUAGAGUCAGUGUCACAGCACGGGAAGAUGUUCCUUACUUUGGUCCUAGUCUCCCUAGUCCUGCAGUCUUUAGACGGGGCUCGGAGUUCCGAGAGUGGUUGCUCUGUAAACUGAUAAAUGCUGAGACAGCUAGUUAUAAAGCUGAGAAGUUUAGUAAACUUGAACAGAGAACUAGAACUUCUCUCCUCUCAAACCUUGUUGAAGAACUAACCUCAAAAACUUCGGAUUUUCUUGGAAUUCCGCCGGCAGAGUCUAGCUUGAAGAAUGAAAAGGCGGAAGAAUCUGGCGGUAUUUUUAAGAGUGUGAAGAAGGCGUUUGCCAGUCGGACAAAGAGUUCAGCUUUGAACGAUUUGACGGGAUCAAAAAUCAUUCCUAAAUCAAAAUCGAGUAACACCGGUUUCUCCAAUAGCAGUCUAAACCCGGAGAUGGAGGAGGGAGGGAGGAGGGGACUCCUCGCCCCUGGUCGGAGAGGUACUAAAUCAGACAGUGGGCGUGGUAGUGUUGGAACCGGAAGUGUGACGUCGUCCACAGGGCGUGGUUCGUCUCCCAUCUCCUCCUCCUCCUCCCCCGACCUAACAGCAAGGAUGGGUCCAACUAUGCACUCGGAGUCGGACACCUCUAGUCUGAACAGUAUAGAGUACGAGCAGAACUCCAGAAUAUCUCCUAAGAAACGUGUCUCACUAUCUGCUGGUAUGGAUCGUGGAGUAGCUCUAGACCCCGCCUGUCAGGAAGUUGUUAGCGGAGCUGUUACAAUGGUGACCCUGGAGGGAAAUGCAGUGGCUGGUCAACUCUCUAAACUCCAGGAUGAAGUUUCUAAACUUAAGGUUGAUAAACUAGAGUUACUCAGACAAAAUGUUGCAGCACAAAGAGAAGUUAAAAGACUGCGUGAGAGAGAGUUACAGCUUCAAAGUGAUCUCACAACUGCGUCUCGUGAGAUAAAUCGUCUCCGCAUUAAUCUGAAACAAACCAAUCUUACUCAUACUAGAUUACAGGGUCAGGAGGAUAACCUGGAGAAACAUUAGUCAACCCUAACCCUCGUCAAGUGAUGUACAAAAUAACCAAUCCGAGCCUAAUCAACCAAAUACCCUGGAUAAGAGCCUAUAUCCUACCUAAGAAGAAGGUUAUUAAUCUCUUCUUAUUUCUCCGGGUAUUAAAAUUAUAGUGAAGAAAACAAGAGGAUAAUCGGAUACACUUUAUACCAAUCCUCAAAACACGAAUCUUUAAACAGUGCUCUGGGAGAAUAUUAUUAUCCUACUCAGGAUUAAACCUUGAACCCUGCAGUAUAAAUCCAGGAGACAGGAAUAAACCUAAAACUAGUCCUUUGAUUCCAAUGGAAAUAAAAAAUUAUCCAAAGUUAAUCAAACUCAAAACGAAGAAAUCACCGAAUUCUUUUGUAAUCCUGAUUUUUAAUCGUUCGUUGAAGCAAAUUUUGUUUAAUGUUAACAUUGUUAAACCCUGUUUAUGAAGUUAUAUCGGAAACAUAUUUGGGAAUUGGAUGAUCGCCUACUCGUGUUAAAUAUUAAAACUUCUCAAUGUUGAAACUGUUGAAAGCACAAGUUAAAUUUAAUAUUGAUGUUAUUUAAAAAACUGUUACAAAUUAUCUGUGAUAUCCUCAGUCUGUUGGUGUUUAUGUUUAUGUACAUAUAUAUAUAAAUAGUUUGUACAGUGUUGCUACUCCUGCAGUACAUAUGUAUUUUUUUAGCCUUGAUUAAAUAUUUUUGUACCGGUGUAAUUCAGUUAAUAAAAACAAUUCAGCACUUU
This is a messenger RNA of Eurytemora carolleeae, 3493 nucleotides long. RefSeq names its product rap1 GTPase-activating protein 1. NCBI's taxonomy places the organism in Eukaryota, Metazoa, Arthropoda, Copepoda, Calanoida, Temoridae. The record is from RefSeq and is a predicted model, not a curated record. Gene Ontology annotation, biological process: activation of GTPase activity; regulation of small GTPase mediated signal transduction. Gene Ontology annotation, cellular component: cytoplasm. The coding region runs from base 505 to 2754 and encodes 749 amino acids. The transcript has 8 exons. Gene Ontology annotation, molecular function: protein binding; GTPase activator activity.